Molecule: messenger RNA, 186 nt
Organism: Peronospora matthiolae
Lineage: Eukaryota; Oomycota; Peronosporomycetes; Peronosporales; Peronosporaceae
Source: the annotation of a GenBank genome assembly
AUGGGCCGCGACAUGAGACAGUCGAAAAGGCAGAAAGAGCGAACGUGGAAGAAGAAGGAAAAACGCGACGAGUCGAGCUGGGGCGUGCGUGCGUGCGUACGAAAAGAGCCGAACACGACGCCGUUACGCUUUCCGGUCGGACAUUUGCACGCCCGGGGCCACGUCCGAUACGUAAACUCAGUCUAA